Molecule: messenger RNA, 1713 nt
Organism: Papaver somniferum (opium poppy)
Lineage: Eukaryota; Viridiplantae; Streptophyta; Magnoliopsida; Ranunculales; Papaveraceae
Product: high mobility group B protein 10-like
Exons: 7
Coding region: 276-1310 (344 amino acids)
Molecular function (GO): DNA binding
Source: RefSeq, a predicted model, not a curated record
CUUUACUUUACUCUUACCCUAACUUUAAUUUAUUUCUCUCUUCUCUUUUUCACCUUCCUCUAUUUCUUUCCAUCUAAACCCAACACCUAAUAAUAACACCCCAAUCAUCAAAAUUUUCAGGUCCUUAAUCUCUCUUUUAAAUCUUCACUUUUUAUUAUUUUGGCCAAGAAAUUUCUAUCUAUUUGGUUUUUGUCAAAAACUUAUAUUUCUACCAAAAGUUCUCAUAUCAUCUCUAAUUCUUUUUUAAAUUUUUUUUUCCUUUGACUACCAAAAAAAUGUCUACACAACCACCUCAUCUCCAAACAACAACAACAGCAACACCCAUUUCUACUGCAAUAGUUGUUGCUGAUAAAAAAGGAGGAAUAAGAGAUUUAUCAGUAGCUGCUGCUGCUCUUAGUAAUGAAGCUUCUUAUCCUGGUUCAGUUACAACAUAUGAACAAGUGGUUCAGAAUGUUGAUUUAUUUAAUAAAACACUCAAAGAUCUUCAUGAAUCACUUGGUACUAAGUUUAUGGUGCCUAUCAUUGGAGGAAAGGCUCUUGAUCUGCACCUGCUUUUUGUGGAGGUCACUGCUCGUGGAGGUCUUGAAAAGGUCAUCCAAACCCGUAAAUGGAGGGAAAUAAUCGCUGUCUUCAGUUUCCCUGCAACAAUUACGAAUGCAUCUUUUGUCUUGCGGAAAUACUAUAUGUCUUUGCUUCAUCAUUAUGAGCAAGUGUACUAUUUUCGUAAACAACCUCAGCAAUUCUCGAUCACUUACGUGGGUAGCAGUCCUGUGAAUGAAUCAGCACCCAUGCAGAUUGAAGGAGCAAGAACUAAUGAUAACGGCACCAGUUCUAGUCAGCCAGUGAAUCCUCAGAAAUGGCCAGGUCAAUGGGUGACUGGAUCCAUUGAUGGAAAAUUUGAUAAUGGAUAUCUCGUUACGGUUAGUUUUGGCUCAGAGCAGCUGAAAGGUGUUCUCUACCAUGUUCCGCAUGACGCACAAGUUUCCCGUAAUACCAAUAGUAAUAAUUCAUCACUUGUACCCCGUAAACGAAAAAGGAACAGAAACCGUCUUGCAGCUAUGGACCCAUCUUAUCCCAAACCUAAAAGGAGUGGUUAUAAUUUCUUCUUUUCUGAGCAUUAUGCCACACUGAAGGCCGUCCAUACUGAAGGUGAAGAACUAACCAUUAGCACCAAGAUGGGAAACUUGUGGGGCAAACUCUCAGAGGCUGAAAAACAGGUGUACAGAGAGAGAGGGUUAAGAGACAAAGAAAGAUUUCGAAAAGAAAUGACGGAAUACAGAAAAACGUCAAAUGGUUCAAAACUGCAGUAAACCUUGAGAAAUUUAAUCAGGUAACUGGCAGGCGAAUGUGAAGAAGAGUAGUCAUGCAUGAGUUCGUAUACAGAUGUGCAGUAGUGACGGGAUUGAACCUAUGACUUCUCUGAUGCUACUCAUCCAAGCAAGUGAAAGACUUGCUUUGCUUGUGGAUCAGAUCACAGUCGCUAGAAGAAGUUUUUGACAGAAAUUAGAUGGAAAAAUGUUAGGUUGAAAAGAAAUGAGGAAGGGUUCCUGUAGUGUAGAAACUAGAAAGUAAUAUUUAGAGAUCUUAUUAACUUGUUACUGAAAAAUUGCCAUUGUAGAACUGUUUGUACCUUGUUUCUUUGGAAGGCAUGAAUUAGAAUUUCGUUUAAACAAGCGUUCUACUAUUUAUAUCUAAUAUAUAAGUUUGAGUUCA